AUGGAGGGCGCGCCUGCGCCGCCACGUGGCAGCGGAGCAAAUGCGGAGUUUUACCUGCCGAACUAUCGGUUAGGGAAGACGCUGGGUGUGGGGUCGUUCGGCAAGGUGAAGGUAGCGGAGCACGUACUAACGGGACAUAAAGUGGCGAUUAAGAUCCUGAACCGGCGGAAGAUUAGAUCCAUGGACAUGGAGGAAAAAGUGCGUCGGGAGAUCAAGAUCCUGCGGCUGUUCAUGCAUCCGCACAUCAUCAGGCUGUACGAGGUCAUCGAGACACCCGCGGACAUAUUCGUGGUGAUGGAGUACGUCAAGGCGGGCGAGCUCUUUGAUUACAUCGUCGAGAAGGGCAGGCUGUUGGAGGAUGAGGCACGGCGGUUCUUCCAGCAGAUUGUGAGCGGCAUCGAGUACUGCCAUCGCAACAUGGUGGUGCACCGCGACUUAAAGCCCGAGAACCUGCUGCUGGACGCCAAGGGCAACGUCAAGAUCGCCGACUUUGGGCUCAGCAACGUCAUGCGCGACGGGCACUUCCUCAAGACGUCCUGUGGCAGCCCCAACUACGCUGCUCCUGAGGUGAUAUCAGGGCGGCUGUACGGAGGGCCCGAGGUGGACGUGUGGAGCUGCGGGGUGAUUCUGUACGCGCUGCUGUGUGGCAGCCUUCCAUUCGACGAUGAAAACAUCCCCAACCUCUUUAAGAAAAUCAAGGGAGGCAUCUACGCUCUCCCUCACCAUCUCUCCGCGGGGGCGCGCGACCUGAUACCGCGAAUGCUUCUGGUGGACCCAAUGAAGCGCAUCACCAUCCCCGAGAUCCGCCACCACCCCUGGUUCCUCGCCAAGCUCCCCCGCUACCUCGCUGUUCCGCCACCCAACGCCGCCGAGCAGGCCAAGCGGAUUGACGAGGAGAUCUUUCAAGUGGUGACCAAGAUGGGAUUCGAUCAAGAGCAUCUAGCAGAAUCCCUGCGGGAGAGGCACACCAACAAGGCAACAGUGGCAUACUAUCUCCUCCUCGACUCGCACCGCCGCAUCUCCACGGGCUACCUGGGCGCCGAGUUCAACGAGCACAAGGAGGGGCAGCAGCAGCACGCCUCGCAUGCGCUUGCUGCCGAUGGGUCCCCGCUGGUGGCCGCGAGAGGAGGGCUGGGGCAUGCGUUGGUGGCGAGGCGGAGUGUUGGGAGUGGCGGUGGCGGGGGGAGUGGCGGGCUGGGCAUGGGGGUGCCGGGGUCGCCUGCGCAUAAUCAUCAGCGGGUUGUUGCGGACAGAAAGUGGGCGCUGGGGUUGCAGUCCCGCGCACACCCAAUGGAGGUGAUGGGGGAGGUGUUCCGCGCACUGCAAGCGCUACAGGUGCGGUGGAAGAAACUAUCCCCCUACGUCGUCAAGUGCCGCUGGGACGGGCCCCUCCCCUUCCCCCCCAACGCCUCCUCUUCCUCCUCCUCCGGUGCUGCCUCUAGCACAGCCUCCUGGGUGCAUGGGCAUGGGCGUGGGGGUGGGUAUGGUGGGGGCGGUGGGGAUGCGGACGGGAUGCUGGUGGAUGGUGGGAGGCUGGAUGGUGUAAGGACGAUACAGGACGAGAGAGGCCGCCCGGUGAUUCCUGUGGAGGCGCUGGUCGGAGGCGGGGUUCGACGUUUACUGCGGUUCGAGAUGCAGCUGUUCAAGGUGCGGGAUGAGAAGUAUCUGUUGGACGUGCAGCACGUGGACGGCUCCCACAUGCUCUUCCUCGACCUCAGUGCUGAUUUCCUCGCAGAGCUGCAUGUCAUCUGA
Molecule: messenger RNA, 1752 nt
Organism: Closterium sp. Naga37s-1
Lineage: Eukaryota; Viridiplantae; Streptophyta; Zygnematophyceae; Desmidiales; Closteriaceae
Source: the annotation of a GenBank genome assembly